This is a messenger RNA of Helicoverpa zea (corn earworm), 837 nucleotides long. RefSeq names its product spidroin-1-like. Bases 1 to 837 code for a protein of 278 amino acids. The record is from RefSeq and is a predicted model, not a curated record. NCBI's taxonomy places the organism in Eukaryota, Metazoa, Arthropoda, Insecta, Lepidoptera, Noctuidae. The transcript has 2 exons.
AUGAAUAUUGAUUUCUUUCAGAUUUUCUUUGUUGUUGCUGUGGCGUAUGGAGUUGUUGCCGAUGGCAAAGCGUCUGACUCACGAGCUGAGCAGACAGGCAUCAUCUCCCCGGUGAUCGCAGCCGGCGGUCUCGGCGGGUACGGCGGCGGGCUGGCGGGCGCAGCGCUCACCGGUGGCUCGGCUAUCAUCGCCGGCCCCGCGGUCGUCGCUGGUGGCCCCGUCAUCGGCUCCGGAGCAGCUCUCAACAACGCCGGCUCCGUGGGGGCAGCACAACUUAGCGCCAUUCAGAAUGCUCAAGCCGUACAGGCCGCUCAGAUCGCCAACUCAGCUGCCGCUGCCAUACAGAGUGCCCGUGCCACUGAAGCUGCUGCCCGCAGCGCACAAGCGAAUGCCAUCAACAACGCUGCUGCCCUAGACGCCACCCGUGUGGCCAACAUCCAGCGUGCACAGGCCGCCGCCUGGGAAAGCGCGAGAGCCUCGGAGGCUGCGAGACGCGCGGCUGCCGCCAGCGCACUUGAGGCCGCUCGUGCUGCUGAAGCUGAACGUGUAGCCAAUGCUGCUCAUGUCCAGGCCAUCGCUAUCGCGAACACUCGUGCUGUUGAGGCCACUCGUAUUGCCAACGCUGCUCGUGCCCAAGCUGCUGCAGUUGCCACAAGUGCCGCUCAGGCUCAGGCAGUAGCCGACACUGUCGCCAGGAACGCUCAGGACGGAGCCCUGUUGCUGGGCGGCGGUGGUGCGCUGGUCGGCGGGGGCGCAGUCAUCGCCGGCCCCGCCGUAGCUGUCGGCGGACUCGGCGGUUACGGCCUUGGCGGUGCUGGAAAACUGAUUCACCACUAA